GGUCUGGGGUUCUAGCAGCCGGCCCCGCACGCCCAGCCGGCUUCGGAGAAGAUGCCAGAACAGAGCAAUGACUACCGCGUGGUCGUGUUUGGCGCAGGCGGCGUGGGCAAGAGCUCGCUGGUGCUCCGCUUUGUCAAGGGGACGUUUCGUGACACCUACAUCCCCACCAUAGAGGACACGUACCGGCAGGUGAUCAGCUGUGACAAGAGUGUAUGCACACUGCAGAUCACGGACACAACCGGCAGCCACCAGUUCCCGGCCAUGCAGCGGCUGUCCAUCUCCAAGGGUCACGCCUUCAUCCUGGUGUUCUCGGUGACCAGCAAGCAGUCGCUGGACGAGCUGAGCCCCAUCUACAAGCUGAUCGUGCAGAUCAAGGGCAGCGUGGAGGACAUCCCCAUCAUGCUGGUGGGGAACAAGUGUGACGAGACGCAGCGGGAGGUGCACACCCGCGAGGCGCAGGCCGUGGCGCAGGAGUGGAAGUGCGCCUUCAUGGAGACCUCGGCCAAGAUGAACUACAACGUGAAGGAGCUGUUCCAGGAGCUGCUGACGCUCGAGACGCGCCGCAGCGUCAGCCUCAGCGUGGACGGCAAGCGCUCCAGCAAGCAGAAGCGGGCCGACCGCAUCAAGGGCAAGUGUGCGCUCAUGUGAGCCCGCCCCAGCCGCCGAGGGCCUGCGGGGCCCCUGCUCCCCUCCCUCCUCUCCCCUCUUAAUGGACCCUCCCUCCUCCUCUUCCUCCUCCUCUCCCUCCUCCCCAUU
Messenger RNA from Peromyscus eremicus (cactus mouse), 756 nucleotides. It is a transcript of the gene Diras1, whose product is annotated as DIRAS family GTPase 1. The transcript has a single exon. Gene Ontology annotation, biological process: signal transduction. The coding region runs from base 52 to 648 and encodes 198 amino acids. Gene Ontology annotation, molecular function: GTP binding; GTPase activity; GDP binding. Gene Ontology annotation, cellular component: plasma membrane. The record is from RefSeq and is a predicted model, not a curated record. NCBI's taxonomy places the organism in Eukaryota, Metazoa, Chordata, Mammalia, Rodentia, Cricetidae.